This is a messenger RNA of Cylicocyclus nassatus, 1957 nucleotides long. NCBI's taxonomy places the organism in Eukaryota, Metazoa, Nematoda, Chromadorea, Rhabditida, Strongylidae. The record is from the annotation of a GenBank genome assembly.
AGACUUGUGGGUAUCGCCCUCCCGACUUCCUAUCCAAACGGCAGUACUAUCGGGGAAGAACGAAAAUCUUGAGAUCGUGUCCAUUUUAUGGUGCUUCGGACACUUCGAAAAAUCGUCGAGCUGAGCGCCACAUAUGUAUCCGAAUCAUACUUAUGCUGGCUAUCACACCAACACAAUAGGAGUUUGGAACCAGACGUCGGUCUCUCAGAAUUCGCAAGGAAUGGGCUAUGCACUGCCCUUCGUUCAUCCUGAGAUAGCGACAUACGUUGAGAAGGCAACUCUCACAAAUGCUUAUCCAGCCAUGUCGUAUGGAGCGACAGAGGGUGACCUUUAUCACCAACAUUACGCAACUAUCGCGUCCCAGCCCACACAAUGGACACAGUCUACUUUCCAACAGUACAUGCUCACGCCGCAGUAUAACCGCUCCAUCGCGGAUUGCUACGAUCGCCAACGUUCAAGUAUGCCUAACACAACUCGCCCUCCACCCAGUUUGAAAACCGACAACAGUGACAAUACAUUUCAUGCUAGCCUGUCUAUGUUGGAGAAUGCAACUCAGAACUCUGCUGCUGCGUAUACAGCCAGUUGGGUCAGCAGCACAUCGAGCAUUCCUCCGGAGCUGAGAGAUGAGCCAGAGGUACCUUCAUUCAACGGUUCAGCGCACGACGGCUUUCGGGAUGAGCAGCCCAUCGGCCCAAGUGCCAAUCUUGCACCAUCGGUUGGCUCCUUUACGGAUCAGUUUAGCAAGAUGUCUGUGCAGGACAAGCAUUGGCCUGGUCUUGGUAAGGAUGGAGAUAGUGCAAGUGGUGGUGGUAGCGCUAGACGACGUCGUAUGGAGGAGCGCGAGCGUCGCACUAGAGCUUCGCCGAGAGAACUCACGUGGGAAGAGCGUAUUCGAAAAGGAGCUGUUCAGAAGGAACGCGUAGAGCAGCGAGGGUCAGAAAAAUCCGAACGCGAGAACCGAGAAAAUAACAGCGUAAGUGGCCGUGGAGCACAUAAAAGCCAGCGCGUUGGCCGUAUAGCUGAGAGUGGAAAAAUGGAAAACGGUGGAAGAGAUGCUGAAAUCUCUCCUGUGCUAGGAGAGAGAUGUGCAACGUUCAAUCGAAGCAAUGGUGAUCAACCUUCUCGAAGUUUUGGGCCUCGUGGUGACCGCCCAAUGGAUAAAUGUAACUUCGACAUGGGGCCAAGAAUGCCGGACAUGAGGGGUCCUGCGAGUUACAGACAAGGAUUUCCCUUGUUGGUAGCCCGAAAUACGUAUUAUCCUGCUCGACCACCAUUCAUGUGUAUGCCACAACAAGAUCAACGCUUUCGAAACACGUGGCUCGACGCAAACCUUCCGAUCAACUACCCUCCCAUUCCUGUGAUGGACUGCAACUUUCCUCCGUCUUAUGGAUGCCGCGCUCGCGCUCCUGUUGAUGGGCGGGGUGGUUACCGAUACUCUUAUAAAAGCAAUCCUGUCAGAGAAAUAAUCAAAAUCCGUGAAAAGCUUGACAGGAAUCGUCGAGUGGGAUAUUCCGAACCGGAAGCAGUGGAAAACAAACUUGCAGGUCGUGAUGAAGAAGAGAUUUGGGAGGACGAAACCGAAGAAGAGAAGCAAAGGCGUUGGGAUGCUGGAGUUUACUGGCCUUUUGAAAAAGAGAAUCUUGAAAGGGAAAGGCAAGAGAAAGAAACGCUUGAGAAGGAAAAGCUCAAGGAGGGAAGAAUUGAGAAACCGAAUGAUGGGGAACAGUUGGAUGGUGCUAAUCCCGAAGAUGAAAAGAUUGGCAAGGAGAAUGUCGAAGUGAAAGCAAAUGAGGAUGCUAUGGGAGCUCGCUUGGAAGAGACUGACGCUGCCAAAAAUGAGGUGUGUGAAGAGGAAAGCGCUGUUCCUGGCAAAACUGAAGAUAAUAUGCUCAAAGAGGUUACUUCUGGGGAGCUGCAGAAAUGUCGGUGUUCUAUUUUCAUCACUCCAUCUGCGUAG